Messenger RNA from Verticillium dahliae VdLs.17, 2436 nucleotides. RefSeq lists its product as uncharacterized. The record is from RefSeq and is a predicted model, not a curated record. Bases 1 to 2436 code for a protein of 811 amino acids. NCBI's taxonomy places the organism in Eukaryota, Fungi, Ascomycota, Sordariomycetes, Glomerellales, Plectosphaerellaceae. The transcript has 5 exons. Gene Ontology annotation, cellular component: cell cortex of cell tip. Gene Ontology annotation, molecular function: protein binding.
AUGGCUCACGUGCUGGCCGUCUGCUUCCUCGCCGCCUUUGCCAGGGUGGCUUUCGGUCAGUUUGAGGGGUGGGUUGAGGAUCAAGUCAAUGCUUCGAUGUGUCUAUGGGCGCAACCAAGAGGUGCCGUUAUCAGAGACACGGUGUACCUCGACGGUGGCUUUCUGUACUGGAGCCAAGGGCUUUCGAAUGGAGAAUAUGGAGCCCCAGAACAACAAGAAAACCCCCUCGGCCUCAUGUAUACUCUCAACUUCAGCCGCUCGUUUCAGUCGUCUGACAACUUGACGGCGCUCUUCGGGACGAUAUCCAAAGCCCGCGGCGGUAUCGGCAACGCCAACAACGACGCACCCAACUAUUAUGACGGAGCCAUGCUCGUGAACGACGCUCAGUUGUCGCUGUACGGAGGCUUGGUCAAGAAGACGGAUGCCUUUCCACCCCCUCGCGCAGAUGACGCCCUGACCUACCAGGCUUGCCAAUACGGGCCCGUACGGGAUCAGUUCGAACCAGGCUUCGUCUCAAACACGCUUCCGGUUGGUAUGACGCGGUACGUUGCGUAUGGUGGAGCAGUCAGCGCACCGUCCGAGAACAUGGCAUGGUAUUUCGGCGGACUUCGAGCACCAAACUGGGGGCCCGUGUUCCAACGAAAUACGAACCUCACAGAGAAUGCUCUCAACACCUCGAAUACCCUUCUCACUCUGGACAUGGCGACCCAGACGGGCCUUGUGUGGACGAAUAAUACCUUGCCGGGUGGGGUGAAAAGCAGGGCGAACCCUGAGGUGGUCUGGGUUCCCGUGGGUGAACAGGGCAUCCUGGUGGUUAUCGGAGGGGUCACCUACCCCGACUGGUUGACAAGCACCCGCAAGUCGGAGAAUCCAAACCGAAGCAGAGAGGAAGGCGACGAGUUCAUGAGUACGAUAGAAAUCUAUGAUAUCGCCAAUGACACCUGGUACAGACAAGCCACUUCGGAGGCCCCGACGGCGCGCACGCGAGCAUGUGCCGUGGUGGCUUCAGCUCAAGACCGGUCCAGCUUCAACAUUUAUUACUAUGGAGGCUAUCCCGGCGUGGAUCCCAAGGUGGAGAUGAACGAUGAGGUCUGGGUCCUGUCCCUUCCCUCCUUCACCUGGACCAUGCUCAGUGAGGGUAAGCCGGGUCGUGGUCGGAACGGACAUAAAUGUUUUAUGCCCUAUCCCGACCAGAUGAUGGUCAUUGGCGGAAUGACCUCCGAGGCUGGCGAUAACCUUGAAUGCCUUACCGGUCUCAUCCAGAUCUACAACCUGACGAGUGGCCAGUGGAUGGAUGGCUAUGACCCGGAGAGGUACGCUGAUUACGGUGUUCCCACGGCCGUCAGGGAAGUCAUCGGCGGCAGUGCUGCAGGAGCGGCUACCUUGACGACUCCGAGCCCGUCAGGAUGGUCGGACGACAAACUGGCCGACGUCUUCGCAACGCCAUACUCGACGUCGAAAAUCCAAACUUGGUAUCCCUAUCAAAGAGUGACCGAGGCCAGCCAACCGACAGUUGAGCCUGGGGGCGAUGGAAAGAACGCCAGCGACGAUUCUGGGGGCGGCGGUGGCAUGCCGAAAUGGGUCGGACCAACUCUUGGUGCUGUCCUCGGGUUUGUCUUCCUGGUUGCGUUUCUCGCAGGCUUCUGCCUCUGGCGCAGGCGAAAGCUUCGCCAUCAAGGCGCUCGCACCGAGUAUAACGGCACCCGCAUUCUGUCCUGGAUCAGGGGCCAGCCAACGGAAGACAAAGCUCUCACCCUCACUACGUUAGAAGAGUUGCCCUCCAACGCUGACACAGUGGUGGGGCAUGCAGCAAGCUCUCCUUCAGUCCCAAUUCUGCCUGUCGUAUCACAGUCUGAAAUGAUGGACACCACAAUCGCAGAGCUACCUGAUACCUCAAUGCCCCCCGAGCUCUUUGAUACAGGCCUUACCCCCAUGGAGGUGAUUGACAAGCACACGCAUUUCGGCAACUCAUCUUACCCCACGUCCAUCCAACCGACAUACCAUUAUAGCUCCGUCUCGGACAACGAUAUUUUGUCCGCCUCCCGUUCAUCAGGUGUCCUUGGCCCCUACUCCCUCGCCGACUCCCCAACCCGUGACGUUGUCAGUCCCAUUGACGCUCCCGACCCGGCCGUCGGAAUGAGGGAUCGCAUAUUGUCCGUCGUCUCCGGCAUGAGCGACCGCGACACUGGCCAUCUCCGCCAAAUCAGCGAAGCCACCGUCAGUGCAGCGUCCGACGCCGGCAACUCCUCGCCCGCGACCAUUAUUUCUCCUCUCGAUGUGUCGGCUGCCCGUACCACAAUGUCAAUUCCGACCCCAAUCAGCCCACCCACGGCGGGUUUGUCAUUUGAGGACGAGGGCGACAGGUGUUCGUCAGCGUUCGGCGGGAGGCAGAUCCAUGACGUAGUUUCGGCGUUCGAGCCCAAGGUCCAGAACUAG